Messenger RNA from Daktulosphaira vitifoliae (grape phylloxera), 1145 nucleotides. It is a transcript of the gene mRpL18, whose product is annotated as 39S ribosomal protein L18, mitochondrial. NCBI's taxonomy places the organism in Eukaryota, Metazoa, Arthropoda, Insecta, Hemiptera, Phylloxeridae. The coding region runs from base 108 to 674 and encodes 188 amino acids. Gene Ontology annotation, biological process: translation. Gene Ontology annotation, molecular function: structural constituent of ribosome; 5S rRNA binding. The transcript has 5 exons. Gene Ontology annotation, cellular component: mitochondrion; ribosome. The record is from RefSeq and is a predicted model, not a curated record.
UAAAUUAAUGUCUUUAUGAUAAUUGUUUUUAUUGAGUAAGGUAAUGUUUUAUUUGUAUUAUUAAUGAUAUGUUGAUUUAAUUUUAACUAGAAUCAGACGAUUCAUACAUGUUUUCAAAUACAAUGAUUAAUUUUCGAUUGCAUAAAGUUAAUAUCUCUAAUUUCAUCGGAGGAAGUAUAAAAAAAUGUAGUUCAUUUAUUAAAAAUGAUUCUCUCUCAUUUUCCAAGUAUGUUUAUAAUAGAAAUCCUAGAAAUUUGGAAAAAUUACGAAUUGCAUAUAAACCAGCUGGAUACCAUUUGGAAAAACCGGGGCGUGAAUUUUGGCAUAAGCUUGAAAUAAAUAUAAGUAAACGACAUGUGACUGCUUCUAUUUUACAUAACAGUGGUGUUAUACCUUUAUUAGCAACUACUGCUGAAUGGGCAAUUCGUAAACAACUUUUUAGUACUCGGGAUAAAGUAGCAUUUGCAACUGUUGGGAAAGUAUUGGCACAACGCUGUUUAGAAAGUGGAAUCUUUGAAGUAUUAAAUACAUAUGAAGCUAUACCAGGAGGCAAACUUGAUGCUCUUUUAAAAAAUUUAUCAGAUGGAGGUGUUCAAUUAGAAGAAAGUCCUAGGUAUAAAGCUCCACAUCCAUGGGACCGGGAAAGACCAGAAAAGCCUUGGGAAAAUUAUUAAUUAUUAUGUUAUUUAUAUCAUUAAAUUUUUGACUUCACAGGUUGCUUACUCAAAGAGGACAAGUCACUGGAACAUUUUUAUGUUAUUGUUGAUAUUAUUAAACAACACACUGGGUACAGUAAUAUUAUUUAAGAUAACAGUUUAAUGUAUUUUUACUUAUGUUAGUAUAGUACAAGGUCAAAGGGACACAUUCCUUUUACGAUUAUGUUGUUUUUACUCAAUGCAGCCUAUUGUAUACAUGUUUACAGUUUAGUCGUAGUUUCACCGUCUAUCGAGUAAAGUGACCCGUUGCCGUUGUACAUCUCUUAUAUUAUAUGUUUUGACAUUUUAUAUUAAAUACUAUUAUAUUACGAAUAACUUCUAAAUCUUUUAAUUACAUAACCUAUUCCAUUCAACAGUUUUCAAUAAUGUAUUACAUUAAAGAAGUUUUAAUCAGUAAUGAUUAAGAAUAAUAUUUGUUUUUAUAUUUAA